Malania oleifera is the source of this 3846-nucleotide messenger RNA. RefSeq names its product calmodulin binding protein PICBP. Gene Ontology annotation, molecular function: calmodulin binding. Bases 548 to 3415 code for a protein of 955 amino acids. The transcript is spliced from 2 exons. NCBI's taxonomy places the organism in Eukaryota, Viridiplantae, Streptophyta, Magnoliopsida, Santalales, Ximeniaceae. The record is from RefSeq and is a predicted model, not a curated record.
ACACACUUAAAGACAAAUGUUAUACAAGGUAGUAUAUAUGUAAAAUGUAAAUUUCUAGAUAAAUCAAGGAGGAUAUUUUGGUCAUUAUACCAAAAGGGCAUGGGCAAGGAUAUCCAAUCACAAUUGCUUAACAAAUAAGCAAUAAAAAAAAAUGGCAUGCCUAGAGUUCCCAUGUAAGAGAUAACAACAAUACAAUCGUUUUCAGAAUUCAGCCAAAAACAAAGGGCCCCAAACCCCCCCAUAUAUGAGUGCUGGUCAGCAUCAGCCUGCUUCCUUCUCAGCCUUAUUUCAAAUUUGUUUGAAGCGGAGGCCACCCACUGAACCCAAAAUAAUGCCAAGCAAAGAAGAAUCAAUGGUUGUUGGGGAAUGAAGAAUUCCUUUUCUCUGUAGUUGGGAUUGUUUUUCCAUCCCCCCAAACAAACCUCAAGGGAAGCUGGUAAAUUACUUUCCUUCCCAGAGUUAGAAAUUGAGUUCCCUGUCUUGAAAGGAAGAGAACCCACUUCAAUCCUCAUCUCCUACUGUUCCUGCCUCUGGUUUUCCUUUGAAGAUGGUUCAGAGAACGGUAUCCAGCAAGCAUGGAAUCCAAGCAGAUGGUGUUAAACCCGAGAAGCGGUCAGCGAGCCUGAAACCAUCUUUGCAGAACCAGGAUGGCAAGAACAAAGGAAGCAAUGAGUUGAAGAAGAAAAUGAAGAAAUCAAGAUCAAUGAAGCUUUCAGAUUUUGAGAGCUUAAAAGCAUCACCUUUGAGAAGGGAAGUGCCACAGCUUGGAGAGCCGCCGCCGCCGCCACCGCCGCCGCCACGGGGUGUUCCAACCGCUGCAGCAAUCCAACAGAAACAACAUGGGAACACCAGUGCAGCUGCAACCCCACAGAAGCAAUCUCUGAUCAGAAAUUCAGAUGGGUCACCCAAUUAUAUGAAGUCCACAAGCAGUUCUGAUGCAAGGAAGGAGCGCUCACCGGUGAGUAACCGAAAUACACCAACUAGCUCAGAUAAGAAGUAUUGGAGUCGAAGGUAUUCAAAUUGUUCAACACCUGGCUCUGGGUUGGGUGACAAACCAGUAAGAACAUUAACAAAGACAUCUAGCUUGGAACGGGUCAGGACCUUAACAAAAACUCCCAGCUUUAAGCCGGCGAGAACCUUUGCAAAGAAAUGCUCCAAAGUAGCUCUUCGUGCAGAUAUAAAACAUGCACAGAAGGCAACUUGCUCUUCAACCCAGAAGGAUUUAAAGUUUCCGGCUUAUCUCAUGCUUAAUCCUGGGGGAACAGAGUCCGUAGGAACUUCAGCUAUGAAGGUUUGCCCUUAUACCUACUGUUCUCUUAACGGUCACCAUCAUACUCCUUUGCCUCCAUUAAAGUGCUUCAUGUCGGCAAGGAGACGGCAGUUGAAAACCCAGAAGGGUAUGAAACUGGGAGCUCUAUCCCCACGUAGAGGAAAGCCAAUGAGUGACACAACAGAAGAAGACACCAUUGAGCAGAUGAUCUUUGAUGAUAAACCGGCUGUUGGAGAAGGGGAUUUGGGUAACUCUGCAGUCCCUCCUAUAAUACAAGAAGUAGGCAUGGAUUUCUUUAUUGAAAUUUAUGCCAAGAAGACAGAAGACAAUGCUGGAAAUAUUGGAGAAGGCACACAGGAAGGAGAUGAGGAAAUCAUUGAUUUUUCUGGAGAGCUUGAAGAUCUCAAUGACACGAUGUCUUCAGAUGAGUCAUCACAUUAUGAAAUUGAUUGUGAUGACACUCUAGACCAAAGCAGAGGUAUCUCCUUCAUAGACAUGGGCAAUGCAGUCUUUGCUAAAGAAGAUUGUAAGUUCGAGGCGGCAGUUGAAGACUUUCCAUCUUUCCUGCCUCAAGAUGAAAGAGCUCCAGAAUGCAUUGUUGAUGGAUGUGAAUCUGUGUCUGAAACUGCAGAUAUGGAUUGGGAGAGCAGACAACUUUCCGUGUGUCUCAAUAAUAAAGAUGAUGAUUCAAUGCAGUGUGAUGAUGAAACAGAUUUGAAAAGUGGGUAUCUUUUAGAAACUGAGAAUUCUAAUUUGAAUGAUAAGCCCGUCUUCAAACCAGAUGAUGCUGCCAGGAAGUUUUUUGAGGACAUUCCAACUGAAAUACAGGAAGAGCUUGUGGAGGAAGAAAGUGCAAGCUUUGAUGAGGUUGAUGACUAUGAUUCUGUAUCCAGUAGCAUCCACCAGAAUUUGGGGAUUAAGGUGUCCAGCCAAGUCUCCAGCAGUGGAGAACAAGACCGGCAUUUCUCAGAUGAAAAUGCAUUUGAAGAAUUAAAUAAUGAGAUCCCCCAAACAGAGUCUCCAUUCAAUUAUGAUGCAAUUAUUUGCACCGACUUACCAGAGGAAGCUUUGAUGGAUCCACAGGAGAAGCAAUUACUUCAAGAUGAUGAUGGAACUGCAUUGCUUUGGAAUCAACUCUCUUGCAGUCAGGAUGAAACAAAUGAGGGUAAGAAUGAAAGCAAUGUCAUUGUUGGAGCUUUUGAGUCUGAUGCCAUUACUGAGGGAACUAGGAUAAAUGAAGAGGUUCUGGAUGGAAGCCUACUUCCUGUGACUGAGGAUACAGAAACUGAUAAGUCAAUGGCUGUAAGCAGUCUUGGCUGGGAGCAGGAACACCCCAAUGCUGAACAGGUGAAGGAAAAUAAAGAGCAAGAUGACGACACCAAAUCACAAGAUGGAAGACAAAUCCACCAACAAAUCGAAGUUAACCAGCAUGAUGCGAUCAUCAAAGAAAGUCUGUCAAGUGAAAAUUCUGCUCACAACAGGCUUCCUGCUGAAACCCAAGAUGACUUUUCUGAGGAGCAAUUAAAAGGCAGUACAUUUGUUGAAGACUUAAAUGCUUCAGACAAAGAUCGAAAUGAAGUGGAGAAGUUCAAAAUCUCAAGUACCAUGGAAUCUGACGAGCACAGUAUUUCAGGGAUGAACCAAUCCAGUUCCACUGGAUGCACCACUGGAGAUUUUGACAGCAUGGAAGAGCAAGAUACCCAGUUGGAUGCUACAAAUGCAUUCCUCGAAGCAGGCAUGAAAAGAUCAUUCUUCCACACAGGAAGCAAUUCCAACCAAGAACUGCCCAGCACUCGCAAGAAUUUAAAUAUAAGAAAAAAAUGCAAGAGAUCGAUCAAGGAAGAGGAGGAAUUAAGAAAAUUCAAUCCAAGAGAACCAAAUUAUCUGCCUUUGGAGCCUGGCCCAGAAGCAGAGAAGGUUGAUCUCAAGCAUCAAGAGAUGGAUGAUAGGAAAAAUGCAGAGGAAUGGAUGCUUGAUUAUGCACUCCAGAAAACUGUCACCAAACUCGCUCCAGCUCGGAAGAGGAGAGUGGCAUUGCUUGUUGAAGCUUAUGAGAUGGUCAUGCCAACAUCCAAAAUUGAAACUCGUCUGAGGCAAUCAUCAGAAGCUUUUGCUCAUGGACGACCCAUUCAAGCUUGUAGCUAAUGCUGGUUACCAACAUCAUGAUCAGUAGUGUGCAGCUUAGGCAUGAUAUAACCCUAUAUGCUGUUGAACUAGAAGCAAUUCAUAUAGUUAAGGUGAGGCUAAUUUCAUGAAGUAAACUACAGGUUCAGCAGAACAACUGACCUGUUUUCCACCUCUCAUUCAGGACUAGAGGAGACAACGCAUCUGGGUGAUGGUUUCAUGGAGAUUGAACUGUAAAUACAGCGUUUCAGAUUGUCCUAAGCUAUGUGGGUCAAGAGCAGCAUAAGAGGUGUUCACAUCUUUAUGUUCUAUCAAUAAAAUUGUGUUGUAAAAGUUCGUUUUCUUCAAUGUGUGUCUAUGUAGUACAUUCAUUAAGGAUAUUUCUGCCAGAGUACUUAUAUUUUGUUGCAGUUAAUGUUUAAUUGAUAUUGUUUUCAACUUUUUUCUAGUAA